AUGUAUGGAAUUAAACGUUCAUGCGAUGAAUAUUUGGCGUGUUUGAGUGGUUUUCUUAAAGUUGCAGAGGAGAAUCGGGUGAAUAAAGGAGAAAACUAUAUAUGGUGUCCUUGUGUAGAUUGUCAGAAUUGUUGUAUGUACACUGAUUCUGCCAAAAUAGAAGAGCAUUUGAUAAUUCGUGGGUUUAUGAGAGAUUAUACGUGUUGGUCACGACAUGGUGAGAUAUUGGUUGAUCAUAAUGUAGCCCCUUCUGAGUAUAACGAUGAUAUUGAUGAUACAAACGAUAACAACUAUGAUAACUUAUCUGGAAUGUUACAUGAUUGUGAAGACAGUGUUGCUGAAGAUGAUUAUGAAAAAUUUCAACAAUUAUUUGAUGAAUCAGAAAAACCGUUAUACAUUGGGUGUACAAAGUUUACCAAACUAUCCGCUGUGUUGAAAUUGAUUAACUUAAAAGCAAACAAUGGUUGGAGUGAUACAAGCUUCACAAGUCUUCUAAAGAUUUUGCAUGAGAUGCUUCCGGAUGAUAACGAGUUACCUAUGUCCACUUACCAAGCAAAAAAAUUGAUGUGUCCAAUGGGAAUGGAAAUUGAAAGAAUACAUGCUUGCCCAAAUGAUUGUAUGUUGUAUCGAAACGAAUAUGCAGAUCUACAUAGUUGUAUUACAUGUGGUACAUCACGAUACAAAAGGAAAAAUCCUACAGAAGAAAACAAUAAUAUGAGAGCGAGUGGACCGCCUGCUAAAGUCUUAUGGUAUUUGCCUAUCAUUCCAAGAUUAAAACGGUUAUUUGCAAACGCUAAAGAUGCAAAGUUAAUGCGAUGGCAUGCUGAGCGUACAAUAGACAACAAAAUAAGGCAUGUUGCAGAUUCUCCUCAAUGGAGAAAUAUCAAUUCUAAUUUUGAAGAGUUUGGUCAGGAUAUUAGAAAUAUUAGGUUUGGACUUAGUUCUGACGGCAUUAAUCCAUUUGGAAGCUUAAGCAGUCGCCAUAGUACAUGGCCAGUUCUUCUUUGCAUCUACAAUCUUCCGCCUUGGUUAUGCAUGAAAAGAAGAUACAUCAUGAUGUCGUUACUAAUUCAAGGUCCAAAACAACCGGGAAAUGAUAUCGAUGUUUAUUUAGCUCCAUUAAUUGAGGACAUGAAAAAUUUGUGGAGUCCGGGUGUCGAAGUGUAUGAUGCAUAUAGUGGGGAAAAUUUCCAACUUCGGGCCAUGAUUUAUUGCACGAUAAAUGAUUUUCCAGCAUAUGGGAAUUUGUCUGGAUAUAGCACAAAAGGAGCAAAUGCAUGUCCAAUUUGUGAAGAUGACACACAGUCGUUCUGGUUGACAAAUUGCAAGAAAAAUGUGUUCAAUGGUAAAACCGAGGAGAGGACAGCAAGGAAACCAUUACGAGGAGAAACUGUAUUUUCUCGUGUUGAAAAUCUAAACGUUACAUUCGGAAAAUUCAAAGGUAAUGGCAAAGGAAAACGUAAACGUAAACGUACUGGUAUAACUCCUCCCAAAAUUAUUUGGAAGAAAAGAUCUAUAUUUUGGGAGUUACCAUACUGGAAACACUUGCAGGUUCGCCAUUGUCUUGACAUUAUGCAUAUUGAAAAAAAUGUUUGUGAAAGCUUGAUAGCCUUAUUGUUAAACAUCAAGGGAAAGUCAAAAGACGGGAUUAAUGUUCGAGAAGACAUGAUUGAAAUGGGAAUUCACCCCGAGCUUGCUCCUAUUAGGAAUCCUGGAAAGCGUACGUAUCUGCCAGUAGUUUGUUAUACCAUGUCAAAGGAUGAGAAAACAAAAUUUUGUAAAUGCUUACAUGGUGUAAAGGUUCCAUCGGGCUAUUCGGCUAAGGAUAUAUAUUAA
Molecule: messenger RNA, 1836 nt
Organism: Lactuca sativa (garden lettuce)
Lineage: Eukaryota; Viridiplantae; Streptophyta; Magnoliopsida; Asterales; Asteraceae
Source: RefSeq, a predicted model, not a curated record